This is a messenger RNA of Mugil cephalus (flathead mullet), 1959 nucleotides long. RefSeq names its product B-cell receptor CD22-like. The coding region runs from base 76 to 1959 and encodes 627 amino acids. The record is from RefSeq and is a predicted model, not a curated record. The transcript has 10 exons. NCBI's taxonomy places the organism in Eukaryota, Metazoa, Chordata, Actinopteri, Mugiliformes, Mugilidae.
CAGCGAUGGGUUUAACUGCAGCGACGAGGGGAUUCUUUGUCUUCCUUCUCUCUGUGUCAGACGUGAGGAGCAGCGAUGGGUUUAACUGCAGCGACGAGGGGAUUCUUUGUCUUCCUUCUCUCUGUGUCAGUGGUACUUGGUCAGACUGGUUAUAGAGUGACUUACUCUUCUACUCAGAUCUGUGCUGUAAAAGGAUCAACAGUGGAAAUAAACAGCUCCUUCACAUACCCAUAUAAAGUUGGGAACCGUUCUACAACUGUGGAGAAAACAUUUUGGUUCACAGGGUCUGAAAUUAGAGGGUCUGAACGUGAUGAUCUGUCGACAGACUCAAAGUUUUCUGGUCGUGUGACUCACAGUUGCAGUCAGAAAAAGUGCACUCUGAGAAUCUCAGACUUGAGAGAGAUCGAUUCAGCUGAGUACAAGUUCAUAUUCAUAACAAACCAAGAAGGUGGACGUUUUACUGGUUCACCUGGAGUCACUCUGACUGUCUCAGUUCACUGUGUAGAGGUUAAAACAUAUUCAGGAUCAAGCUGGGCAGAGGUGAAGUGUCAGAGCAGUAGUCGUCUAUCUGCUCUUUCCUACGUCUGGUACAAGAAUGGAGUGAACAUGAACAAAGACACUUAUUCAGUUCAACAAUACUUUGAUGAUGGAGACAGUGUUUCCUGUGCUGUUAAAGGAUCCGAGAAGUUUCCCUCUCCUCCACAAUGUGUCCUUCAUCACACCUGCUACAAAGUGACUUACACUGACAGAAGCAUCUGUGCCAUCAAAGGUUCAUCAGUGGACAUUUCCUCCACAUACAGUUAUUAUUAUGAUUAUGUUGACUCAAAGUUCUGGUUCAGUCGUGAUCGUAGUCGUCAGUCGAUGAAUCCCUCACAGCCUGAGGACCUGAGUAAAGACUCCCAGUAUUCAGGUCGUGUUCAGGUCCUUGAACCAGAGACGGGAAGAUCCACUCUGAGAAUCACUAACCUGACAGAGAGUGAUUCAUCUGAGUAUCACUUUAAAUUCAAGACACCAUGGUUUGAAUGGAGAAGUGUUUUACCUGGAACAACUCUGACUGUCACAGCUCUGCAGGUGCAGGUGACCAGAAUAAUAUCAGUCCAUCAGUCUCAAACUGAGGCAGAGCUCCAGUGUCUCAGCAGCUGCAGUCCAGCUGGUCGUCUUUACGUCUGGUUCAAGAACCAACAGAGAAUCAGGACACAGCAAACUUCUACUUUGACAAACAACUUUUCUCCUGGAGACACAGUCUCCUGUGCUUUCAGUGGACAUGAGGAUUACCGCUCUCCUUCAGUCUAUGCUCCAAAGCUUCCCUCUGUAUCAGUGAGUCCAUCUGGUGAGAUAGUGGAGGGUAGUUCAGUGACUCUGACCUGUAGCAGUGAUGCUAACCCAGCAGCUAACUACACCUGGUACAAGAACCAAACACUUGUCAGUAAUGGACCACAGCUUGUCCUCAGCUCUGUCCAGCCCUCUGACUCUGGAGAGUAUCAAUGUACAGCUGAGAACACGAUGGGCAAGAUGUCGUCCACAUACAUUAUAAUUGAUGUAAAAUAUCCUCCAAAGCUUCCCUCUGUGUCAGUGAGUCCAUCUGGUGAGAUAGUGGAGGGUAGUUCAGUGACUCUGACCUGUAGCAGUGAUGCUAACCCAGCAGCUAACUACACCUGGUACAAGGAGUCAAGUGGGGGUCCAGAAAAUGACAACCCUGCAGCUACAACACAGAGAAUAUCAGCAGAGCAGCAGGAUGAAGUUUGUUAUGCCACCGUAAGUGUCUCUAAGAACCAAGAAGAUCCUCUCUACUCCAGCAUCACGCUAGCUCAAUACAACAAACAGAAGAAGAAGACAGAGAAGGAGGGAGAUGAUGUUGUGUACACAGCUAUCCAGUUUACUGCUUCAGGAAUAGGACGUGAAGCUGAGGAGGAUGUGUCUGUGCUGUACAGCACAGUGAAGAGCAAACGCAGAAAAUGA